GCGAUGUGGAUGUCGUCUCGCAUUUCGCGUGUCAACAUCUCGCGGUUUCGAUCGGCGCCGAACCUACGUGCCAGUGACACUUGGCGGCUUGCUGUCCGCGGGCAGGCAUGCAGGAGCGACGCUGAGAGAGAUAGAUACAUAUCCAAUACAUCUAGUAAACACGGUACUCGCGUGGCGCGCGAUCGAUCCACCGAUUGCCGAUCGUCGCCGUCUGUAAGUCGCCGUUGAUUUUUCCUCGCGCAGAUCGGAUCGGAUACACGCACGGCGCACACUUGUCCGAGUUUUACGUUACUAGAGGAAGAGGAAGAAGUUGGAGCUUCCGCGAUCGACCGGUUGUCGGCCCGCCCACCGCGGGGAAGAGCCGCGGACCUCGGCGCGGACGUCGGGAGACGGAAGUGCCACCGGUGUUUUCGCCUCCCGCACGUACGAGAGUACCUAAGGGCAAACGAACUCUGACGAUUACCUGCGGCGACUCGGCGCGUUUCGCAAUAUUCCAGAGGAGCGAUCUCGAUAUUCUCGAUUCAUCGGCAACGCGCGGAGCUGGGCGAGCAGCCGGGAAUCGUCACCAUCACCACCGUCGCCGCCGCCGCCGCCGUCGUCGCCGCGAGGAAGUGUAGUCAUGAAUGAUUCACUCGGCUAAAGCAGCCAGCACAGGAGUUUCUCCGAUUUCGAGGCACCGAGAGAGACUCUAAGAAUCAAUCGAGAUGGGUGAGCUUCUAGGAUCUGCGAGUUUCCUUCAUCUCGGCGAUAUAGUCAGCCUCUACGCCGAGGGAAAUGUGUCCGGGUUUCUUUCCACGUUGGGGUUGGUCGAUGACAGGUGUGUAGUAUGUCCCGAAGCUGGAGACUUGUCGAAUCCACCGAAGAAAUUCAGAGAUUGCCUCUUCAAAAUAUGUCCCAUGAAUCGAUACUCCGCUCAAAAGCAAUUCUGGAAGGCAGCAAAACAGAGUGCGAGUUCAGGCACAGAUGCUAUCUUGCUGAAAAGACUUCACCAUGCGGCCGAAAUUGAGAAAAAGCAAAAUGAGACUGAAAACAAGAAACUACUAGGCACGGUGGUUUCCUACGGUAAUGUCAUACAGUUAUUGCAUCUUAAAUCAAACAAAUUCCUGACGGUCAACAAAAGGCUGCCGGCGUUACUAGAAAAGAACGCGAUGAGGGUUUACUUGGACGCGAAUGGAAACGAGGGUUCGUGGUUUUACAUAAUGCCGUUCUACAAGCUGCGUAGCGACGGCGAUAGUGUCGUCGUCGGUGACAAGGUGAUCAUGGAGCCGGUAAACGCGGGUCGUCAAGGUCUUCAUGUAGCCGCCAAUUACGAGCUGAGCGACAAUCCCGGCUGCAAGGAAGUUAACGUUGUGAAUUCAUCCACCUCCUGGAAGGUAACCCUCUUCAUGGAGCAUCGGGAGAACCAGGAGGAGAUUCUCAAAGGCGGUGACGUAGUGCGGCUGUUUCACGCUGAGCAAGAAAAGUUUCUAACCAUGGACGAAUACAAGAAGAAGCAACACGUGUUUCUCAGGACGACGGGCAGAACCAGCGCUACCGCGGCUACCAGCAGCAAAGCCUUGUGGGAAGUCGAGGUGGUGCAACACGAUCCGUGUAGAGGCGGUGCCGGCCACUGGAAUUCACUGUUUAGAUUUAAACAUCUAGCAACUGGCCAAUAUCUCGCUGCUGAGGUUGACACGGAUGAACCACGGGAACCCGUGAAAGGAAAACGUGAUCCACCUGGACCGGUCUAUAGAUUAGUAUCGGUGCCGCACAGCAAUGAGAUUAGCUCAUUGUUUGAAUUAGAUCCCACAACUUUAACGCGGGGCGAUAGUCUGGUUCCGCAAUCGUCCUUUGUGAGAUUACAUCACAUAUGCACAAAUACUUGGGUUCAUUCAACAAGCGUACCGAUCGAUAAGGAUGAUGAGAAGCCUGUGAUGUCGAAGGUGGGUUGCGCGACUAGUAAAGAGGAUAAAGAAGCAUUUGCUUUGAGAUCUGUGUCACCGGUUGAAGUACGCGAUUUAGAUUUCGCAAAUGAUGCUUGCAAGGUGUUGACGGCAAUGAAUAGUAAGCUAGAAAAAGGUACGAUCUCACACAAUGAACGGAGAGCUGUUACUAGCUUGCUGCAGGACAUUGUAUACUUUAUUGCUGGAUCAGAAAAUGAACAGAAUAAAUCUGAAGCGUUAGAACUAGUCGUGACAAAUGUAAAGGAUGGUCCUGUGAGGGACCGUCAGAAAUUAUUGCGCGAACAAUACAUUCUGGGCCAAUUGUUCAAAAUAUUGCAGGCUCCAUUCUUGGAAUCUGCAGAGGGUGAGGGACCAUUUCUUAGGAUAGAAGAGCUUAACGAUCCGAGACACGCGCCAUACAAAUACAUGUUUCGUCUGUGUUACCGAAUACUCAGACUUUCUCAACAGGAUUAUAGAAAGAAUCAGGAAUACAUUGCUAAACAUUUUGCAUUUAUGCAAAAACAAAUCGGCUACGAUAUUCUAGCGGAAGAUACUAUUACCGCGCUUUUACAUAACAACAGAAAGUUAUUGGAAAAACACAUAACAGCUGCGGAAAUAGAGACAUUUGUGGGUCUCGUUAGAAAAAAUAUGCGUAACUGGCAAUCGAGAUUUUUGGAUUACCUGUCGGAUCUGUGUAUCUCUAAUAAGAAAGCAAUAGCCGUGACACAAGAAUUAAUUUGUAAAAGCGUACUUAGUGAAAAGAAUAAGGAUAUUCUGAUAGGAACAAAAAUGGUGAAAACCCAGGUAGAAAUUGAAGAUAUCGAUGAGAAGCAAGAAAACGCUGAACCAAAAAUCACUGUUAUAGAGGAGUUUGAAGUUGUAUUGGAAUGGAAUAGUGGAGCUAAAUCAAUGUCUUUGAGCGAGUUAUCAAGAGGAGCAAAAAUGGGAAACGUUCAAGAUGCAGCAAUAUUAGACUAUUACAGGCAUCAAUUAAAUCUUUUUAGUAACAUGUGCCUGAAUAGACAGUAUUUAGCAUUAAAUAAUCUGUCAUUACAUUUGGACAUUGAUCUUAUACUUAAAUGUAUGGAAGAUGAAACAGUGCCAUAUGAAUUACGCGCAUCAUUUUGCCGAUUAAUGUUACAUCUUCACGUAGAUAGAGAUCCGCAAGAACAAGUAACUCCCGUAAAAUAUGCUCGUCUUUGGUCUGAAAUCCCGUCUAAAAUGAGUAUAAACGAUUAUGAUACGAAUAAACUGCCGGACCAAAAUAAAGAGGCUGUUCGUACUAAAUUUAGUUCAACAAUUAUGUUUGUUGAGGAUUAUCUAUGUAACGUUGUCGCGAAAAUGUGGUCUUUUGGGGAUCAAGAGCAAAAUAAGCUUACAUUUGAGGUUGUUAAAUUAGCACGUGAUCUAAUUUAUUUUGGAUUCUACAGUUUUAAUGAUCUAUUAAGUUUAACAAAGACGUUACUUAGUAUUUUGGAUUGUGUGUCAGAGAAUGAAUCCACCGAUGGGAAGAUACCUACGGGGGAUAUUGAUUCUGAUACGGAUUCUGAGGAGGCAGCUGAAGGAGGUAUUCUUAGAUGCAUUGGCGAUAUGGGUGCUGUGAUGACAAAUUUAACAUUAGGACCAGCCGGUCAAGUGUUAGCUAGCUCUUCUCCAAGACCAAAGCCAUUAAUGAAGAAGGAAUAUCCCUUAGUGAUGGAUACGAAACUCAAGAUAAUCGAAAUUUUGCAAUUUAUUCUGGAUGUUAGAUUGGAUUACAGAAUCUCUUGUCUUUUGAGUAUAUUUAAACGAGAAUUCGAUGAAACAGCAUUAAGUGCUGCAGAGAAAACUGGAGAUGUGACUCUAGGGCAAAAAGCUAUUGAUUUAGAUUCAAUUAGUGCACAGGCAGAAGGAAUAUUUGGGAGCAGUGAGGAAUGCGCAGCGCUGGAUUUAGAUGGCCAAGGAGGCAGAACAUUUUUACGCGUUCUAUUACAUCUAGCUAUGCACGAUUAUCCUCCAUUAGUCUCUGGAGCCUUACAUUUAUUAUUUAGGCACUUUAGCCAAAGACAAGAAGUUUUACAAGCAUUUAAACAGGUGCAGCUUUUAGUUUCGGAUAGCGAUGUAGAAUCAUACAAACAAAUAAAGGCAGAUUUAGACAUUUUACGCCAAUCUGUCGAGAAAUCUGAGCUUUGGGUAUAUAAAUCCAAGGUAAUAGAAGAAUAUGGAAAUAAGAAAAAGAAGAAGAGUAAAGAAGAAGAAGAUGAAGCUACAGCUCCUCGUAAAACACCUCUGUUAUCUGCAUUAGAUAAACAAGGGUCUGCUAUUGAUUUGGAUAUCGGCCCACCGUUACAUCCCGAUCAAGCAGAAGAAUAUAAAAAAAUUCAGCAGAUAUUAAUGAGAAUGAACAAGCUGUGUAUUCAAAAUCUACCAGGCGGCCAAGUAAAGGCACGCAAACACGAGCAGAGACUUUUGCGCAAUGUCGGAGUGCAUACUGUCGUUUUGGAUUUAUUACAGGUUCCAUACGACACCAAGGAAGAUGUCAGAAUGAAUGAAUUAAUGCGUUUGGCGCAUGAUUUCCUGCAAAACUUUUGUCUAUCUAAUCAACAAAAUCAAGUUCUUCUACACAAGCAGCUAGAUUUAUUCUUGAAUCCUGGUAUAAGAGAGGCGCAGACAGUAUGUAGUAUUUUUCAAGAUAACUCCGUUCUUUGCAAUGAAGUCGGUGCGAAAGUCAUACAGCAUUUCGUACAUUGCAUAGAAACGCAUGGAAAACAUGUGCAAUAUUUGAAGUUUUUGCAAACUAUAGUAAAAGCUGAGAAUCAAUUUAUUAGAAAAUGUCAAGAGAUGGUGAUGCAGGAGUUGGUUCAAGCGGGAGAAGAUGUUUUAGUGUUUUAUAAUGAUAGAGCCUCGUUUAAUCAUUUUGUGGAAAUGAUGCGAUCUGAAAGACAUCGAAUGGAUGAGAGCAGUCCUCUUCAAUAUCAUGUAGAGUUGGUAAAACUUCUAGCUUGUUGUACAAUGGGCAAAAAUGUCAAUACAGAAAUUAAAUGUCACAGUCUCUUACCGUUAGAUGAUAUCGUUGCUGUGGUGUCACAUCCAGAUUGUAUACCAGAGGUGAAAGAAGCAUACAUCAAUUUUCUCAACCACUGUUACAUUGAUACAGAAGUCGAAAUGAAGGAAAUUUAUACGUCAAAUCAUAUGUGGUCUUUGUUCGAAAAAUCUUUUAUUGUUGAUAUGGGUUUAAUUGCCACAUCCACUCAUGAUCGACAACAUGCAGAUACAGCCUUGGAGACUUACGUGACAAGUUGUUUAAUGAACAUCAUAUCUACAUUUUUCAGCAGUCCAUUUUCUGAUCAAAGCACCACUGUACAGAAACAUCUGCACGAGGCUAGACUAUAUUGGAACAUCAAGGAAUGUGAUCGGAAUACAGAUAAUAAUCUUUCUGGCUAUACAAGGCAACCUAUAUUUGUCCAGUUACUUCAUGCAGCUUUUAAUGUAUCACAAUGUGCAUGGUUAAAUGCUGGACAAAGAUUCAACGUUGAGAAUUGUAUACGAACUCUAUCAGAUAUAGCUAAAGGAAGAGGUAUUGCUAUACCGACUGAUCUGGAAAGCCAAGUCGCUAAUAUGUUCAACAAAGCAGCUAUGCUCAGUAGACAAACUAGUAAAUGGUUGCAAGCUGCUAAACAACCAAAAAUCGAACGUAGUCAAAGUCAGCUUAUGCGUUUAGAUCGGAGUAUCAUAGAAGGUUUACAGGACAUAGUGUCUCUGUUAGAGGAACAAUUGAAACCUUUGGUGCAGUCCGAAUUGUCUUUGUUAGUGGAUAUUCUUUAUCGACCUGAAUUGCUGUUCCCUGCAGCAACUGAUGCCAGAAAGAGAUGUGAAAACGGUGGUUUUAUUAAAAGGUUAAUCAAACACACUGAGAAAUUGUUAGAAGAAAAAGAAGAAAAAUUGUGCGUUAAAGUUUUAAGAACACUCAGAGAAAUGAUGGCUAUCGAUCCUGAAUACGGAGAAAAAAACGAAGGUAUCUCGGAACAGACGGAGUCAGAAACGCAGGGCGAGUCACAAGUUGGAACAGGUUCCAAUGAUCAGUCUGAGAAUCGACAAAUUAUUCAGCAAGAGCCGGGAGACGCAUUGAGAAAUAAUCUUUUGACGCGUUAUUUUGGCAAAAGUUUUAUACAAAAUCCGGAAAAUGUUGAUAUUGGAGUAUCCCGUAGCGCGACUAUUACUCAUGGUCCAGGAGCAAAGAUAUUAAGCCGAGCUGGAAGAACAUUGCAUGAUGUGCAAACUCAUCUUGAUCGUGAAGGUGCUUCAGAUUUAGUGGUAGAAUUGGUAAUUAAGAGUGUACACUCUCCGAGCAUAUUUGUAGAAGUCGUGGAAUUAGGUAUCGCGCUCUUGGAAGGUGGAAAUCCUAUUAUACAAAGGAGUAUAUUUAAUAAAUUAAUGGGUGCCGAUUUAAGUCAAUCAUUCUUCAAGGUAUUUUACGAUAAAAUGAAAGAUUCUCAGCAAGAGAUUAAAUCUACUGUGACAGUAAAUACAUCUGAUAUGGCAGCGAAAGCACAUGAGGAUAAGGAGGGCAAAGAGGUUGACAAAUUAUCGCGAAAACAUGGAUCAGGAAAGCCUAAUGGAAUGGUAAUAACCGAUGACCUGCGCGAGGAAUUGAAUCAAGUCGCGGCGUCUAACGCACAGGCGUAUGCAAACAUGCGUAAUGGUCUUGCACCUGGCGAAGAUGCAGCAAAUAAUACGUUAGAUGAUUUAAGCGAAAAGUCAGACAGAAAUAAAAGUGGCAAUUCAUCUGGUGGCGAGAAGGAAGAGGGUCAAUUGAGUCCUAAAGUUUUGGUGAUGCAACCAAUUCUGCGUUUCUUACAGUUACUCUGUGAGAAUCACAAUAGAGAAUUACAGAAUUUCCUAAGAAAUCAAAAUAAUAAAACGAACUUCAACCUUGUGUCGGAAACGCUCAUGUUUUUGGAUUGCAUUUGUGGUUCAACUACCGGUGGAUUAGGCCUUCUUGGCCUUUAUAUUAACGAAUAUAAUGUAGCGCUGAUUAAUCAAACUUUAGAAACGUUGACGGAAUACUGUCAAGGACCAUGCCAUGAUAAUCAAAAUUGCAUCGCCACACACGAGUCUAAUGGCUUAGAUAUAAUAACGGCAUUGAUACUGAAUGAUAUCAAUCCUUUGGGAAAGACUAGAAUGGAUCUGGUACUGGAAUUAAAGAAUAAUGCCAGUAAAUUAUUGUUAGCGAUUAUGGAAAGUAGAGGUGAUAGUGAGAACGCUGAAAGAAUUAUGUACAACAUGAAUCCGAAACAGCUCGUAGAUGUAGCAUGCAAGGCUUUUCAUCAAGAAUCAUUAGAUGACUCUAGCGAUAUCGACGAUUCUUCGACGAAUGCAGAAGAAGGAGUAUCGCCCAAAGAAGUUGGGCAUAAUAUCUAUAUUUUGUGUCAUCAAUUAGCGCAACACAACAAAGAAUUAGCAGUGAUGUUGAAGCCGUCAGAACAGAAUAAUGCGGAUCCAAAAAUUAACAAAGCACUAGAAUAUUAUGCAUCUCAUACAGCUCAAAUAGAGAUUGUAAGACAUGAUAGAACACUUGAACAAAUUGUCUUCCCGAUACCGGAAAUUUGUGAACUUAUAACCAUGGAUACAAAAAUAAGAGUCCUGAAUACUACAGAGCGAGAUGAUCAAGGAUCAAAAGUUUCCGAUUUCUUCGAGAGAACGGAAGACAUGUUUAAUGAAAUGAAAUGGCAAAAGAAACUUAGGGGUCAACCAAUGUUGUUCUGGAUGAGCAGUUAUAUGUCGCUAUGGAGUAACAUUUUAUUCAAUUGCGCCGUUCUUAUAAAUCUUAUUGUAGCGUUUUUCUAUCCAUUUGUAGAUUCUGUGCCUAAACUCAGUUAUCAUUUAUCAGCUUUAAUUUGGACAGUCAUGCUUGCAUCUGCUGCUAUUGUUAUUACGCUGCCAAGGGAGUCCGGUAUACGUACAUUUGUUGCAUCAACGAUAUUGCGAUUGAUUUUUUCCGUAGGUCCAGAACCGACACUGUGGCUGCUCGGUUUUGUUACGAUUACAUUAAAAGUUGUACAUCUUAUAAGUACUAUAGGUAAUCAGGGUACCCUGACUAGAAGCGUAGAGCAAAUAAUAACAAAUAUUGAACUUUUGUACCAUAUGUCAUAUAUAACAUUUUGUGUUCUGGGACUUUUUAUGCAUCCAUUUUUCUAUUCAGUUUUACUCUUCGAUGUAGUCUAUCGCGAGGAGACUUUGCUCAAUGUAAUAAAAUCUGUAACUCGAAAUGGAAGAUCUAUUAUACUCACGGCUGUGCUCGCCUUGAUUUUAGUUUAUAUGUUUUCCAUUAUUGGUUUUAUGUUUUUCAAGGACGACUUCCUUGUUCCUGUAGACGAGGAGAUUAUAUCUUCCAUUGAGCAAAAAAUCGCGAAUACUUGUAGCGCUGGCAGCAAAGAAAACUGUGACGCUACAGAGACUAUAUCACGUUAUGCUAGCGAAGCAAAUGUACGAGAGAAUAAACCCGAAAUAGUUAAUGUUGGCGGAGAAUUAAAAGAACGAACAUGUGAUUCACUCGUCAUGUGCAUCGUUACCACGUUAAAUCAAGGAUUGAGGAAUGGUGGUGGAAUAGGAGAUAUUUUGCGAGCACCUUCUAGUGUUGAACCUUUAUUUGUUGCAAGAGUUGUAUAUGAUUUACUAUUCUUCUUCAUUGUGAUAAUUAUCGUUCUGAAUCUCAUCUUUGGUGUGAUUAUUGAUACAUUUGCGGAUCUUAGAUCGGAGAAACAACAGAAAGAAUUAAUUUUGAAAAAUACUUGUUUUAUUUGUGGCUUGAACAGAUCAGCUUUCGACAACAAAAUAGUUUCCUUUGAGGAACACAUCAAACACGAACAUAACAUGUGGCAUUAUCUCUAUUUCAUUGUCUUGGUGAAAGUAAAGGACCCGACAGAAUUCACGGGUCCGGAGUCGUACGUUUAUGCCAUGGUUAAGGAUCGGAAUCUGGAAUGGUUCCCGAGAUUGCGAGCCAAGUCAUUAGCGGCGGAUGAAGGUGAAGGAGAACAAGUGGAAUUAAGGAGUCUGCAGUCACAAUUAGAAUCUACACAGAUGUUAGUUAGAUGUCUGUCCCAACAACUUAUGGAGCUUCGUGAUCAGAUGACGGAGCAACGAAAGCAGAAGCAACGGCUAGGCCUUCUGAAUUCUGCUUCUGCAAUAUUACAUAAUAUACCCACGUAAAUUUAAGACAUAUGUUUUAUAGUUUUCUUUUUAUUCUAGACGAAUCUCAGUUUGAUACUCCAAGACAGUACAUACGUAAAGAUAUUCGUGUGUUCUUAACUGGCAUUUAAAAAUAUGAAAAUAUAGUGGGUAAUCUGAGGCAUUUUUACGGUUUUGUUCCUAAUUUUAAUGAAAGUAAAAUACGCUUAGGGCAUUAAGAUAAUUAUCCUUUUACUGUAAAGUUUCUUGGUCCAAUUUAUCGGUCAGUCAUUAAGGAACUUGAAUACCGUAAAUUGCAUUGUCUAUCGAUGUGUGAAUAUUGUUAUGCAUAUAUAGAAAAAUUAACCGUAUCUAUUGAUAUAUUAGAACAGAUAAAUUACUUAAAACUUCAAAUUACUAAAACAUUGUAAGG
Messenger RNA from Trachymyrmex septentrionalis, 9501 nucleotides. RefSeq names its product inositol 1,4,5-trisphosphate receptor (gene Itpr). Gene Ontology annotation, biological process: calcium ion transmembrane transport. Lineage: Eukaryota; Metazoa; Arthropoda; Insecta; Hymenoptera; Formicidae. The record is from RefSeq and is a predicted model, not a curated record. The transcript has 47 exons. Gene Ontology annotation, molecular function: inositol 1,4,5 trisphosphate binding; inositol 1,4,5-trisphosphate-gated calcium channel activity. The coding region runs from base 705 to 9110 and encodes 2801 amino acids. Gene Ontology annotation, cellular component: endoplasmic reticulum; membrane.